UUUCUCUGCCGCUUUUCCUUUUUUUGGAUGAUAUUCUGCGGUCUUGGAUUGGAAAAAACUUUGUAUACAUAUAUUGUAUAAUAUUUAAUUAAAUAUAUAUUAUAUGGACACCGUGGAGGGAGAGGAAGUAUAUAACAAGUAGAUAGGGACCAAUGGCAGCAUGAUAUUGACCCUACAUUCAAUUUGGUCUUGUGCCCAAACCAGGGCUUUAGGCUUUCAUGCCCAAAUAAAUAAACAAAGGGAUCAAAGAUCAAGGUGGGGGAUAGAUUCGCUUUGUCUGCAGAUCGAUUUAAUUAAUAAAUAUCUCUUGUUGGAAAAUAAAUUAAUUAAACAAAUAAAAAGAGAAACGGGAACUGAAUUUUUGCCGUAAAUAUGCACAAAUAUAUACGGAUUGUGGACUGUGCAUAUAAGUUUUGUGAUACAAGUAAGACGGGGAGAGAGCUAGCCUCUGAUCUCAAUAUCGUGCUUUUUAGAUACAGGUAUACGUACAUAUAUAAUAUAUACUAGUAUAGAGAAGUUGCUUUAAGAAAAAAGGCGCAUCAAUUAAGUGAACGGAUAAGAUUUCUGUACGCAUAGAUAUAUAUAUGUAUGGACACGUAAAAGAAAGCAUUUCUUGAAUCCUCAAUAUACCUCUCCAACCCCAUCAUCAUGUUUGGUUGGCGCCGUGGGAAGACUCAUUUGUCCAAUGCCAUGUCUAUUGUGGAGCUGUUGGUGCAUAUGGAUUGUGAAGGAUGCGAGAAGAGGGUUCGAAAAGCCAUCUCAAAAAUCGAUGGUGUUGACAGCUUAGAGAUAGACAUGGAUAAGCAGAAGGUGACAGUGAUGGGGUACGUAGAGCAGAGAAAGGUGUUGAAGGCGGUGAGAAGAACGGGGAGGAAGGCGGAGUUUUGGCCUUUUCCAUACGACGGUGAAUAUUAUCCAUACGCCUCGCAGUAUCUUGACGAAUCAACCUUCUCUUCUUCUUAUAAUUACUACAUGCAUGGCUUCAAUGAAAGCGUGCAUGGCUAUUUCCCCGACCAGGCUUACUGCACCGUCCCUGAUCAUACCGUUCAUCUUUUUAGUGAUGAUAAUGUUCAUGCUUAUUGCUCUAUUAUGUGAACCUCCUCUAUCAAUAAUAUUAUUAUAU
Molecule: messenger RNA, 1123 nt
Organism: Carica papaya (papaya)
Lineage: Eukaryota; Viridiplantae; Streptophyta; Magnoliopsida; Brassicales; Caricaceae
Product: Heavy metal transport/detoxification superfamily protein
Molecular function (GO): metal ion binding
Source: RefSeq, a predicted model, not a curated record